Molecule: messenger RNA, 882 nt
Organism: Glossina fuscipes
Lineage: Eukaryota; Metazoa; Arthropoda; Insecta; Diptera; Glossinidae
Gene: PSMG1
Exons: 3
Coding region: 68-781 (237 amino acids)
Biological process (GO): proteasome core complex assembly
Cellular component (GO): endoplasmic reticulum
Molecular function (GO): proteasome binding
Source: RefSeq, a predicted model, not a curated record
GAUGUUGAACAUGACUUGCAGCUGACGGCUAACUUCCAUUAGCUAAAUACAUAAAUCUACAUUCAAAAUGAGCUGUCCUUUUGGUUUUGGCGAAUUAAAUAUACCAUCUUCUCGAGCUUUUUGGGACGACUGCGAUGAGGACGAGAUUCCUUCAACUGAACCGGAGAGAUUACAGUUAAGUAUUGCAUCUCGUGCGGAGCUAGAUAAAGCAAUUUCGAAAACGAAUCUGCUGCUAGUGAUUGAAGGUCUUAAUAUAUCCAAUUUCGCUGAAUCUGUACUGUUGAAAGAUUCCAAAAAACUGGCAGGAAUACCAAGUAAAAAAUCAUCUCUACAUUUCAUAGAUAACAACGCAACUAUGAUAGCUAUCGUGGAAGAAGAUUUAAGCAAAAGUGGCGAAAUCACUGAGCUGCUUAUAUCAGAGAAAAUUGCUUCUGCCCCCAAAGAAGUAGUCACGUUGUCAAUUAAACCCAAAGUAGAUUACAAGAGUGAAAACAUUACUGCAGUACGAGACGAAAUUACCUUCCUUAGGUCAUUGGCAAGUAAAGUAAAUUACGUAGAAUCGCUCGAAGCACCAAAUUUCAUUUGCGGCGUGACAGCAGGGAUUGCUUCUUGGCGUUUUAGCGAAGGCUUAAAAGUUCAAGUUUUCCUAGCUUAUACAGACAACGUAGCUUUGGAUUACUUGGCCGCAAAACCUAUAAUAAAACUACUACAUGAUUUAGAUAUUAAUUGCGCAGAUAUUUACAAUUUCAAAAAGUCUGACGACUCUCACUUGUAUAUGUAAUUUAUGUUCGUUUAAUUAAACUUAAGGAACGGUGCUUGAUUUUUUUUCAGAAUUUUCUUUUUAUUUCAAACUUACAAAAUAUAAUAUAGUAUGUGGACAGA